GCGAUCUGUCACUUCUGUGAAGGCUUCUCACGGCCAAGCUUUCUUUUUCCACACAACCGUCGCCACAAAGCUAAUAUGGCCCCUAGAACAGAAUGGAAUCUGCUGUGCGUCGUAUCGCUUCAUUCUCUCGUCGGUUCCACCCAUGGUGGCCCUUAGAGGCUGGGGCGGCGUUGGAAUGGGCGAGGGACCCAAGUUGUGCGCGAACAUGUAACUGUCUACCUAGUAGUGCUGUGCCGAUGUUGAUGCUCGUUCACGGGAGCUAUCGCUGUUGUUGCAUCACAUCGCUGCUAUCAGGCGUCCGCGGGCCCGCGACCAUUGCGUCGGCAGCUCAUCAAGGAAUUCCCAAAAGCUUCUGUCCCGCCGCAGUUCCGUAGGCAAACGUCGACAGUGCAUUCCGACUCCGGAUACGCCUCUUACCGGUAGAUCAUGCAAGUCCAAUCUACUCUUCGCUCUUUUGACCUCUCCGGAAUACGAGUAUCGAUAUAACAAGCUGUGCUUAUGUCAGGGCAGACGAUGGUACUGCUCUCCGACGCAGCCCGAGCGCACUCCUAGGCGCGGUACUCCCGCCCCCCACUGUCUCCGCCUCCGUUCCUUGUCGCAUUACGGGUGGGCCCUGGAACGCACGUCGGACGAUGUAAUUUGCAGCCGCACUAGGCUUACAGCCAACUCAGGCCUCAGGGCCAGCCUAUAGGCCGACCCAGCCAUGUUGUCCGCCCUCACGCUGCUCUCUGCUCUCUGCCUCCCCUUCCUUGCCCAAGCAUCCCCCACGCUUGAGGCACGGUGCGACGCACCGAGUCGUGCUGGCCAGGGGUCGAUCUGCUCCACCAAGGGGUUCGACAUCGAGUCCAUGUUCAACGAGAUGCUGGGAGCAGACAACAAGUUGACACCGCCCGUCGCCGAGUACCCCACCUUCGUCGCCCUGUCCGUCGGCUACCAGAACUACAGCUGCCUCGACAACGGCACCUACUUCAACAUCGGUGCCGUUACCGAGCUCUUCGACAUCUCCUGCCUUCCCAUGGAGAGUGUCCCGGACUUCACCACCUUCGUCUCCAACUUCUGGGAGGCUGCCGGCGAGGGCGUGUCGCCGCAGGAGGUCAUCAACAUCGCGACCCAGGGCGUGAGCUCCAACUUCUCGCUCGGCAUCCACUACUGGAUCCCGAGCCCGCUCGACCCGACCAACCCGCUUGCGAUCAACUCCGUGUGGGACUUCAGCCAGCAGCGUCUGAUGAACGACCCUAACGUGAAGAACGCGUUCGUCGUUGGCGGGGACACGGCGAUGGUCCCGUCUCCGGACAACGCGACUUUCGACGCGCCGUGGAUCAGCUCGGCUGCGAUUGUGGUCAACGGCACACAAGACGGCAUGCUUGCGGACCAGAUCUACCGGAUCCACUCCAACGACGGCAACUUCCCUGUUGGGAACUGCACUCCUGGCCAGCCCGACACUCUGGUCAAGUCGACGCUGAACUUCUGGAUGUACGGUGGUGCUUGGGCUGACACCAUCUUCUAAGUGAUUAAGCCGCGCCUGAAGUGAGAUGCGAGUUCCGUAGAUGCUUGUGUAGAGCCUUAGACCCUCGGCUCCACGACUUUUCGACUUCUCAUACUGUUUAGAUAUAGCAUUUGUAGUGGUUUUGGUUCCCAGUACGCAUUAAGUGCAUGUGCUGGUUCCCGCGAACCUUAAUCGAAUCACGUUAAUACCU
Phanerochaete carnosa HHB-10118-sp is the source of this 1697-nucleotide messenger RNA. RefSeq lists its product as uncharacterized. Lineage: Eukaryota; Fungi; Basidiomycota; Agaricomycetes; Polyporales; Phanerochaetaceae. The coding region runs from base 704 to 1507 and encodes 267 amino acids. The record is from RefSeq and is a predicted model, not a curated record. The transcript is spliced from 7 exons.